GUAAUGGGAUGGGCCUGGGUGACUUCCUGGUUUGUGUUGUAGGUCUGAGUUUCGCAGUGCCUGCUUAAUUUGCAGGUGGUGUUUGUGACUAAUAGCAGGAAUCUCUAGAACACACUGCAUGAGCAUUUGGAUAUAUGACAUAGGUCUGAUGGAAGAUAUGAAAACAUGACCUACCGGGCACACAGGGCGAGCUGGAAGGAAGAGGAGUUUGAGGAGUUAAGGGUUGACUAUGAGGACCAACCAGAUGGAAAUGACCUGGAGUCACUGGGGUGGUUUCAUGAGAAUCUGACCCGACAUUCAGCAGAAGCUAUUUUGCUUACCAAUGGACAGGAUGGCAGUUAUCUGUUGAGGAAAAGUGACUCGAAGGCCAAUGUGUACUCAUUAUCAGUAAGGGCCAAGGACUCGGUUAAACAUUUUCAAGUCUACCAAUGUGGAACAAGUCUUAAGUUUGGAUUCAAUGAAUUCUCAUCUAUAAAAGAAUUUAUUCAACAUUUUGCAAACCAACCUCUGAUCGGAAGUGAAUCAGGUACUUUAAUUUUAUUGAGAUUCCCUUACCCACGGGACGUGGAAGAACCAUCAAUAUAUGAAUCUGUCCGAGUUCAUACUGCUAUGCAAUCUGGUCGCUCCGAAUCUGACCUGGUUCCGUUGGCCCCCUCAUUGGGCACAAAGGAAGGCUAUCUGGUAAAACAAGGAGGACGUGUAAAGACAUGGAAAAACAGAUGGUUCAUACUGAGCCGCAAUGAGCUGAAAUAUUAUAAGGAUCAGAUGGCUCAGGAGCCAAUAAAGACCUUAGAUCUUACAGAGUGCAGUGCAGUACAAUUUGACUACUCACAGGAAAAAGUUAACUGUUUCUGUUUGGUGUUCCCAGUGAGAACCUAUUACCUCUGUGCAAAGACUGGAGCAGAAGCAGAUGAAUGGAUAAGGAUUUUAAGGUGGAAAAUGUCUCAAAUAAGAAGACAGACAACUCGCAGAUGAAGGAUACCACAGACCUAAAGCUCCAUUGAUCAAUGAGGACCAAACCCAGAAUGGCGGAGCCCAAGCUUAAACCCAACUGGACUCCUGGCAAUAUAAACUGACACAGACCCUUUAAAACCAUAAAAUAAGGAAUAUUUCCCCUAGUUUAUGGUUCAUAUAUGCGUGUUGGAAGCUGGUUGGCAUCCAGUGGCCUCUAUUUUAGCCGGUAGUACAUUUGGCCAGGAGAGCUCUAGGGAUGAAUUGCAGUGUCAUUCAUUCAUGUUGUAGGCAAAGCGAUGCCAUUUAACUACAAUCCACAGCCAAUUGUGGUGUAAGAAAUGCAGAGCUAGAUUGUGGUGCUGGUUUGCUACAGGUCAGAACUACGUGGGAUGUUACACAUAUUUAAAAGAGCUUUGUACGUUAGCAGUGCCCAACUGCUAGUUUUUAAUCUAUUUUAUUUUACUGUGAAUAGAGGUUGAUGAUUGAAGUUGUUUGUUCUCUGUAGAAUCUUUUACCCCCGUGAUAUUCCAUUACUGUUAUCUUACCCAGUGCAUUGUUUACAAGUUAUUGUACAAAAGAAAAGGCUGACAACCCAUGGAAGAAAAAUAAAAUAUGUAUAUACUUUUUCAUAUACC
Rana temporaria (common frog) is the source of this 1589-nucleotide messenger RNA. It is a transcript of the gene DAPP1, whose product is annotated as dual adaptor of phosphotyrosine and 3-phosphoinositides 1. NCBI's taxonomy places the organism in Eukaryota, Metazoa, Chordata, Amphibia, Anura, Ranidae. The transcript has 9 exons. The record is from RefSeq and is a predicted model, not a curated record. Bases 166 to 975 code for a protein of 269 amino acids.